Molecule: messenger RNA, 4583 nt
Organism: Ectocarpus sp. CCAP 1310/34
Lineage: Eukaryota; Phaeophyceae; Ectocarpales; Ectocarpaceae
Source: the annotation of a GenBank genome assembly
UGAGUGCUCUUUCUACCCGCGACAUGCUGUCUUCGAUUUUUCCGCGUCGCCGUCCUGGGUCGACUGUGUGGAUUGGUGAUAGCGCGUCUACUGUGCACGCGACCAGCGACGGCACUCACGUCUACAACACUCGCCCUCCCCUCGCCGAGGAGACUUUCCUGUUCAUCGGUGACGGUCGCAAGUUGAAGGCGGAAUGUUUUGGGUCGCUUGAUGUGGUGUUCCACUGCAGGGAGGAUGUGCUGGUGACGAUGAAGGAUAUAGCGGUCGUGCCCGAUCUUGCGUUUGACCUCGUCUCCCUCAACGUCAUUCAGGAGACCCACGACCUCCUCUUGAAUAGCGCUGGCACUUGGAUUCUCAACGGUCGCGUGCAUUUUUCGAAGCUCCCCACCGGCAACUACAUUCAGGCUACUCGGAUCGCACAUGGCGCCUCCCCACCUGCGAUGGUGGCGGCGACCGUGCGGCCUGGGCGGCCCAGGAGCAUCAACAUCAACGAUCUGCAUGUUUCUCUUGGCCACACCAACGACGCGAAUGCACGGGAGACCGCGAAGCAGCUGGGGAUUCAGGUGACCGGUACCCGGGGAUACUGCGCUGGCUGCGGUGAGGCGAAGGCGAUUCGACGCAGUGUUCCGAAGGAGACGAAAGCAAAGGCGGGGAGGCCGUUUGGGCGUCUCUUCAUCGAUCUGACGGGCCCAUAUCCGCCGUCCACCGGUGGCGCUCGGUACUGCAUGAUGGUGGUGGACGACUACUCCAACGUCGGAUGGACGCUGUUUCUGGCGGACAAGGGCGGUUCCACUCUGUGUGACGCUUUUCGCGCGUGGGAGGAUGUGCUGGUGACGAUGAAGGAUAUAGCGGUCGUGCCCGAUCUUGCGUUUGACCUCGUCUCCCUCAACGUCAUUCAGGAGACCCACGACCUCCUCUUGAAUAGCGCUGGCACUUGGAUUCUCAACGGUCGCGUGCAUUUUUCGAAGCUCCCCACCGGCAACUACAUUCAGGCUACUCGGAUCGCAUAUGGCGCCUCCCCACCUGCGAUCGUGGCGGCGACGGUGCGGCCUGGGCGGCCCAGGAGCAUCAACAUCAAUGAUCUGCAUGUUUCUCUUGGCCACACCAACGACGCGAAUGCACGGGAGACCGCGAAGCAGCUGGGGAUUCAGGUGACCGGUACCCGGGGAUACUGCGCUGGCUGCGGUGAGGCGAAGGCGAUUCGACGCAGCGUUCCGAAGGAGACGAAAGCCAAGGCGGGGAGGCCGUUUGGGCGUGUCUUCAUCGAUCUGACGGGCCCAUAUCCGCCGUCCACCGGUGGCGCUCGGUACUGCAUGAUGGUGGUGGACGACUACUCCAACGUCGGAUGGACGCUGUUUCUGGCGGACAAGGGCGGUUCCACUCUGUGUGACGCUUUUCGCGCGUGGUACGUUGACACCAAGCAGUUGGCGGGGACUCACGGUGGGUUAGGCGUUGCUCGCUUUGAUAACGGGACCGAGUUCACCAACACCGAAUUCCGGCACUUGCUGUCUGAGCUCGGAGUUGCAGUGGAAUUCACCCCCGUCGAUGGUGCGAAGCGCAACGGGCGCGCGGAGCGGAAGAUCGCGCUUGUCGCCCUCGCGGCGGGAACGGAGACAUCGACAGCAGCUGGAGCGGCGGGAGCGGUGAUCAUCCCCACGGCGGGUGCUGGCGUAGCGGCGGGGACGGAGAUUCUCUCGGAUGGGGCGGCGGCACCGGUGGUGGGGGCAACGGCAGGUUACCAUCCCGUGACGGCGGCGGUGGAGCUAGAUUGGGCUGACAUAUACCACGCACCACCCGAGCGGAGGAUGACUCACCGGCAGCAGCACGAGGUGACGCCUGCCGUCACGAGGUCGGGGUCUCGCAGAACCGGUAUGCCAGGUGCUUUCGCGCUGCUGGCGGCGGAUGAGCAGAUGACCCGUUCUCUCAGUGGCCCCACAGCUGACAUCGAUGACCCCGCGUUGCCAAAUGGUUUGGUUGCCGACUUGGAGACUCCGGAAACGUACAAGCAAGCCCAUGCCGGACCGCAUGAUGUCAUUUGGCGUGCGGCGGAGCGCAAGGAGAUUGCUGGGCUUUCGGCGGCGGGGACGUUCGAGACGAUGGCGGCGGGGGAUAUCCGUUUGUUAGCAGCUCUUGCGUGUGAGUUGGGUUUGGACUUGUGUCAUUUCGACGCGGAGCAGGCGUUUGUUCAAUCAGAGUUGGUGGAGUGUGUGUACCUCCGUCUGCCGCAGGGCUGCGGUGCUCUUUCUGGUAAGAUUGUUCGUCUCCGUCGUAGUCUCUACGGCUUGAAGCAAGCAUCCCGCACGUGGCAUAAACACUUGGUGAGGGGCAUGAAGUGUCUGGGUUUCGAACAGUGUGCUGCCGAUGCUUGCGUCAUGCGCUUGAUCGAAGAGGGGGUUGUCGCCAUGGUUGUUGUCGUCCAUGUCGAUGACAUUUUUUCCAUCGGGAAGAAGAGUCGGUGUGAGCAAUUUGGCAGGGACUUGAACGAGUACGUUCCCAUCACCAACCUUGGAGAACUUCGCUUGUACGCUGGUAUUCGCUUUUCGCGUGAUUUUGCUCAGGGCACCAUUACGCUUUCUCAACAGACGUACGCCACCAACAUGGUCGCGAAGUUUGGUGUCACCCGUAACAAAGAAACCCCCAUGGCCGUUGGCGUGAAGCUUGAGGAGUUUGAUGCGUGUGAACCCGACGUUGAAGAGCCGUUCCGUUCUUUGGUGGGGCACUUGAUGUGGCUUGCGAAUCAAACUCGCCCGGAUAUCCUCAACGCCGUCCGGGCUGUUGCGCGGUAUUCUUACGCGCCCAAGUCCGUGCACUGGAAGGCUGCGUUGCACAUGGUGAUGUACAUUAGAUGCACGCGUGCGUACGGUAUUACAUUACAGCGGGGUACGGCAGGUGGUGUUAGCUUGGAGGUGUACGUGGAUUCGGACUACGCUAGCAAAGCGACGGACAGGCGAUCUGUGUCGGGAGGUGUUGUCAUGUGUGCGGGGUCCUGCGUGUCGUUCUUCUCUCGGACUCAGAAGAGCGUCACGCUGUCUUCUACGGAAGCUGAGUACGCUGCGAUGGCCGAUGGCAUGAAGGAGGCGAUUUUCUUGCGGUAUCUCUGGAGUUUUAUCUCUCCGGAUGGGGAUGUAGGGUGCACUGUGAUCAAGGAGGACAAUGUCGGGGCGCUUCAUUUGGCCAACAACCCUGCCACCACCCCCAACUCCAAGCACAUUGACGUCCGCCACCAUUUUAUUCGGGAGCGUGUUGACCGGGGGGAGUUCAAGGUCGUUUAUGUCCCGUCGCAUUUGCAGCACGCCGACUUUCUUACGAAACCACUGCCCAAGGAGGCGUUUUCAGUACACCGCAACUUUGUCAUGAACCUUUGAGACCUUCUUGGUUGGGCUGUUUGUGUCAUGUUUAUGUUUGGCGGCAUUUAUUUUGGCUGCUGUUCGAUUUUUCUUAAUGUUGUUUGUGUGUUUUGCUGGCACUGCUGUCGAAAAUCAUGGGGGGGGAUGAAUGUGAUUGUGAUGCCAUGAUCCUCGUCGCAGUACAAGCAGCGUUCUAGCAGACGUUCGGGUUUGGUUUUUGUUCAUUUUGUAAACGUUUUCCCCGUUUUACCUGCGGAAAAUGAGAAUUUCUUGUUUGUUUCCGAUUCCGCGUUUUACCUGCGGCUUUCGGAGAUAAGGUCAUGAUAUUUGUUUGUUUUCUCGUUGUUAGUAUUCGAGAGUUGUGCCUUGCAUGUAUUGCUAUAGGACGGAUUGAGUUCCAUGGUCGGAGAUAUGUCGAAGGGGAGUCGUCAAUCGGUAUAUGUUUUGUAUUCUGUUUCUUGCAAUCCAGACGAAAUACUGGAUGGCUUGCAUUUUCUGUUUCGGGAGUUAUUUCAGCAGGGGGGCUGUUAAGCUUUUGUGUUUUGGGAGAUGAUGCAGCAGGAGGGCUGUUAAGCUUUUGUGUUUUGGGAGAUGAUGCAGCAGGGGGGCAGUUAAGCUUUUAUGUUUUGGGAGAUACUGCAGCAGGAGGGCUGUUAAGAAAUCCAUGUCUUGAUGUUUGAGAAACGGCAUAAUUGGUGAAAGUUUCCUCUGGCGUCUUCGACCGCCGGGUUUUUAACCUUUGUCUGUUUUUGCCGUAUGUAUUUGGUAUUGAUGGUGGUUCUGAACGAUGUACUGGAGGAAGGAUUUGGCAUAUUUUGGUAAGACAUGGUUGAGGCCUGUGUGCUUCCGAAGCUUAUUUUACAUUGGUCAAUGAGUUGAAACACAGUCUUGUGCGAGAAUUUUGUUCGAGGUAUUUGUUGACGCGUUUUGCCAAACAAAGUUGUCCGUCCAGAGUCUUUAUGACGUGGCUCUGAUGUAAUGUUGAUAAUUUUCAAGUAUUUUUCCAAGUAUGAUUCUUUGUUUUUGACUGCUUGAGAAUGUGGUGACGACGUUUUCUCGAGAGGGGUGCUUGUUAAGACUCUUAGUGAAGUUCCAUAGUCAUAAGAAGAAGGAGUAACCUGAAAUUUGAGUAUUCGAUAGAUCCGGGAGUUGAGAUGAUUUGUGGAUACAAAAGGUGAAUGGUUUGAAUUGUUGCCGUUUUACUUGGCGAUAUAUGUACGGAGGAGUUCGUAGAUC